Messenger RNA from Lotus japonicus, 1249 nucleotides. RefSeq names its product feruloyl CoA ortho-hydroxylase F6H1-3. NCBI's taxonomy places the organism in Eukaryota, Viridiplantae, Streptophyta, Magnoliopsida, Fabales, Fabaceae. The transcript is spliced from 2 exons. The record is from RefSeq and is a predicted model, not a curated record. Bases 72 to 1157 code for a protein of 361 amino acids.
UAGUUCCCAAAGCAACAAACUAACAAGUUCUCAAUUAGCAAUACCAAGAACUCCAAGCUACCCACUAAGAAAUGGCACCAGUUACCGUUGCCACCACCCCCAACACCACCCGUUCAGAUCUCACUGAAUUUGUGAUGCUCAAAGGGAAUGGAGUGAAGGGUCUCUCUGAAAUGGGGCUAAAGAGCCUCCCCGUGCAAUACAUCCAACCAUUGGAAGAAAGAACAUGCAUGAUCCAAGUUGUUCCUCAAGAGUCCAUUCCCAUCAUUGACAUGUCCAAUUGGGAUGACCCAAAAGUGGGAGAUGCAAUUUGUGAAGCAGCUCAGAAGUGGGGAUUCUUCCAAAUCAUCAACCAUGGGGUUCCACUCCAAGUGCUGGAGAAUGUGAAGGAUGCAACUUAUAGGUUCUAUGAGCUGCCAGCUGAACAGAAACUGAAGUACACAAAGGAGAACUCUCCAUCAAAAGAUGUGAGGUAUGGUUCCAGCUUUAGCCCUGAAGCUGAGAAGGCAUUAGAGUGGAAAGAUUAUCUCAGUCUCUUCUUUGUUUCUGAAGCUGAGGCUGUAGCAACAUGGCCACCUGCAUGCAGGGAUGAAGCACUCGAAUACAUGAAGAGAUCUGAAACUGUAAUCAAACAGCUUUUAACUGUGUUGAUGAAGGGACUAAAUGUGAAGGAAAUUGAUGAGACAAAUGAGUCACUUUUGAUGGGUUCAAAGAGGAUCAAUCUUAACUACUAUCCUGUUUGCCCUAACCAUGACCUAACAGUGGCAAUAGGGCGCCAUUCAGAUGUAUCAACCCUAACUAUUCUCCUACAGGACCAAACCGGGGGCCUUUAUGUUCGAGCGGCGGACAGCCAAGGCUGGAUCCAUGUGCCGCCUAUCUCAGGUGCCUUAGUGAUCAACAUAGGUGAUGCAUUGCAAAUUAUGAGUAACGGAAGGUACAAGAGCAUUGAGCACCGAGUGACGGCCAAUGGAAGCAAGGUUAGGGUUUCAGUGCCAAUUUUUGUGAAUCCUAGACCCAUAGAUGUCAUUGGUCCAUUGCCUCAAGUCCUUGCUGGUGGGGAGAAGGCCAUGUAUAAGAAUGUGUUGUACUCAGAUUAUGUGAGGUAUUUCUUCAAGAAAGCUCAUGAUGGGAAGGCGACCAUUGAACAUGCUAAGAUAUGAAGGGUUGAUUAGCUCUAUUUUGAGCUCUUCUUAUCGAUAAAAAAGUAAAACAAUAAUGGAAAAUAAAGAUUAUGAUAUAAUUUUAUGUUCAA